This is a messenger RNA of Aspergillus udagawae, 585 nucleotides long. RefSeq lists its product as uncharacterized. The transcript has 4 exons. Gene Ontology annotation, molecular function: aldehyde dehydrogenase (NAD+) activity. Gene Ontology annotation, cellular component: cytoplasm. Bases 1 to 585 code for a protein of 194 amino acids. Gene Ontology annotation, biological process: aldehyde metabolic process. The record is from RefSeq and is a predicted model, not a curated record. NCBI's taxonomy places the organism in Eukaryota, Fungi, Ascomycota, Eurotiomycetes, Eurotiales, Aspergillaceae.
AUGAUGGGCGGCCAAAUUCCGGAACUUCAAUUCAGCUCCCUCGAAACAAUCUCCGCAUGCAUCUCUACCACCCGCAAAUCAUUCCUGGAGCACAGGAGCCGCGAUGUCGAGUUUCGUCUCGUCCAGCUCCGGAAGCUCUACUGGGCCGUCAAAGACCACGAGGAGGAUAUCGUUCGGGCCUGCGCUCUGGACUUGAACAAACCGCGUUUUGAGACUGAAAUCGCUGAGAGCGGCUGGCUGCUCAACGACAUUGUCUUUACUACUCGCAACCUGCAUAAGCGGGUGAAAGAUGAGAAGGCCGAUCCCCUCGGCUGCGUGUUAGUGAUCGGCACCUCCAACUUCCCGUUCCAGCUGUCCUUGGGCCCCGUUAUUGGUGCUAUUGCUGCCGGUAAUACCGUUGUCAUUAAGCCUUCCGAAAAUGCCCCCAACAGCGCCGUUGUUAUACAAAAGAUCUGCGAGGCAUCCCUUGACCCCCUAUGUUACUCCGUUGUCCAGGGAGGUGUGGCCGAGACGCAGGCUCUCUUAGCCGAGCGCUGGGACAAGAUCUUCUUCACAGGCGGUACUAAUGUUGGCCGUAUCACCUGA